Messenger RNA from Exophiala viscosa, 3253 nucleotides. RefSeq names its product chloride channel. Bases 172 to 2922 code for a protein of 916 amino acids. The record is from RefSeq and is a predicted model, not a curated record. Gene Ontology annotation, molecular function: voltage-gated chloride channel activity. Lineage: Eukaryota; Fungi; Ascomycota; Eurotiomycetes; Chaetothyriales; Herpotrichiellaceae. Gene Ontology annotation, biological process: transmembrane transport; chloride transport. Gene Ontology annotation, cellular component: plasma membrane; Golgi apparatus; early endosome. The transcript has a single exon.
CAUCACUGCCUCAACAGCCACACUUUCGAGUCUUAUGAUUCACUACUGAAUGGCCUUCUGAUAGAAGACAGCACGGCGGCGUCUGCCUGCACGCGACGCCGUUGAUGCCUGUUGUUGUCCCUCCCUCGCCCCUUCCUUCACACCGCAGUCUAUGUUUCCCUUACAUUCAACAUGCCGAAGUCCUAUGUCUCUUUCCAGGAGCCCGCUGAAGACGAUGACCCUGAAUACCUCCACCCUCGCUCGGCUACAAUGCCACCUUCUCCGGAUGUCACACAUCGAAAGUCAUCGUUCCUCUCUGCAAGCGAUUUGAGAAGCCGGCUUCCGCAGUCGUUGAAUAUGACUUCCGGGUCAACAGAGACGAGCCAAUUACUCGGGGGUUCUCAACACCUCGUCCGCAGGUAUACGGACAACAGUAUGGUGGAGGACAGCUAUUCGAGACAAUUGUCAAGGGUAAACAGUGCGAGUGGUAGUCUACGGAGACGCAGAUUCCACAGUGCUCUUCCAUCCGGUCAAGUCAGUCCUACAUGGGUGCGAAGCUCUGGCUUACGGACACCAAAAUUGUCUCAGUCGUUGAUGGGCUCCAUGUCGAAAGAUGACCGCCUAUGGUACGACCAGUUUACCUCCACCGAUUGGGUUCAUGACAGUAUCGCGGACGGUUAUCGAGUCCUUGAGAUGAGAAAGAAGAAAGGACUUCGAGGUCGGCUUAUGCUCCUGUUUGACUCCUCUCAGGGAUGGAUCCUUGUUGCUCUUAUUGGCAUUGCCACUGCAGGUAUAGCAUACUUUGUGGAUGUCACCGAGUCCGCGAUUUUCGAUAUCAAACGUGGAUUUUGUCGAGAUGCCUGGUAUCUUGGAAGGGUCAAUUGCUGCUCCGGGGAACACUCCUGCGACAGGUGGCGGACGUGGUCCCAACUCAUUCGGCCAUCGGGUCUUAAUGAGGAUUCUAUCGAUCUCAUCGCCUUUGUCCUCGGAUGUGUCGCCCUUGCUACACUCUCCUGCUUUUUCACGCUCUAUUCGAAGACUGUAGUGCCCUCUACCAUUGCUUCCACAUUUGACGAGGACCUGAGCGCCAAGAAAACGACGUACAACAAAGACAACGAGGAGGCUAACAAGGCUGGCGAGCAAUCUCUGAAUAAUGAGGAAUCGGGACCGCCGAAUGUCUACUAUUCCGCCGCUGGAAGUGGUGUUGCAGAAGUCAAGGUCAUAUUGAGCGGCUUCGUUCUGCACGGGUACCUUGGCCUGCGUGUCCUGCUGAUCAAGACUGUCGCUCUCAUCCUGAGUGUCGCCUCAGGCAUGAGUCUUGGGAAGGAAGGCCCCUACGUCCAUAUUGCCACAUGUGUUGGCAACAUCGCUUGCCGUCUGUUCCCCAAGUACAACCUCAACGACGGUAAGAGAAGGGAAGUCCUCUCUGCGAGUGCUGCCAGCGGCGUUGCUGUUGCGUUCGGUUCUCCUUUGGGCGGAGUUCUUUUCAGUCUUGAGGAGGUCAGUUACUACUUCCCACCAAAGACCUUGUUUCGCACCUUUUUCUGUUGCAUUGUUGCGGCUCUUUCACUAAAGUUCCUAAAUCCGUACGGCACGAACAAAAUCGUCUUGUUCGAGGUGCGGUAUGUCACAGAUUGGCAAUUUUUCGAGCUCUUCAAUUUUGUGCUCCUGGGCAUCUUUGGUGGGCUGGCAGGCGCUCUCUUCAUCAAAGCCUCUCGUUUUUGGGCAACUACGUUCCGCCGAAUCAAUUUCAUCAAGACUUAUCCAAUGCUAGAAGUCAUGCUAGUGGCGCUCGUCACCGGACUUAUCAGCUUUUGGAAUCGAUACACCCGACUCGCUGUCACGGAGUUGCUCUUCGAGCUUGCAAGUCCUUGCAAUAAGCAGACGGACACGGGGCUCUGUCCGAAGCAGGACGAAAUCUUGUCAGUCUGCCGUUACCUUGGCACUGCCUUCGUGAUCAAAGCGUUUCUUACCAUAAUCACGUUUGGCAUCAAGGUGCCUGCCGGUAUAUAUGUACCUUCGAUGGUGGUCGGCGGGCUCCUUGGGAGGACGAUGGGUCACUUCGUUCAAUAUAUCGUGCUGCAAACUCCAGAUUUCUUCUUGUGGGGCGGAUGCUAUGACUCUGGAGACAUGGAAUCCUGUGUUACACCUGGCGUGUACGCCUUGGUGGCUGCAGGUGCGACAAUGUGUGGAGUAACCCGCUUAUCGGUCACACUCGCAGUCAUACUGUUCGAACUCACUGGCAGCCUGGACCAUGUAUUGCCCUUUUCUCUAGGCGUCCUGUGUGCCAAGUGGACCGCAGAUGCCGUUGAGCCUCACAGCAUUUACGACCUCUUGACAGACAUGAACUCCUAUCCGUUUCUGGACAACAGGAACAAUCCUGUCUUUGACUCGGAACUGGGUGACAUUACUCCACGAUUCCGCCGAGACAAAGUGAUUGACAUCAGCCUAUCAUCACUGGUCAAAGCAACAGAUCUACGAGUCAAACUUCAACGAUUACAAGACCUUGGGCAGCUCGAUGGUGGUCUGCCUAUCCUCAAAGACAGGGUUCUAGUGGGCCUCAUCCCAGCACCAGAUCUCGAGUUCGCGCUGGACAGAAUUGAGGACGAGGAUAAAGCGGUUUGCAUGCUCUCCCUCGAUAACCAUCUUCACAACAACCAUCAUCGAUACUGGGGAGCAUCGGACGAGAGGGGUUAUGAAUCUGGCCGCGAGUCUGAUGGGGAAGAAUCAGUAACCCAGAACCCGGUCGACCUGACACCAUUCAUUGACCCUGCGCCUAUUGCUCUGGACAUGCAUUCCCCCAUGGACUUGGUCUAUCAGUGUUUCGUUAAGCUGGGCUUGAGGUAUAUCUGUGUAUUAAACGAGGGGGAGUUUCGAGGGAUGGUACACAAGAAAGCCUUCGUGAGAUACGUCAAGACUUUGGAACAUUCGAAUCAAAUCUAGCGACUAUCAUGAAAAUAUGCAUGAUUGAGGUGGUCAUGGACUGGUACGCCGGAAUAACCGUCAGGCAUACAGCAAAGAUGGCAAGAUCGUCAAUAUUGAAGCUUCGUGACCACAUGGGGACAUCCAUAUAUGAGGUGUGACGGGCAGUGCGUCCACUUCAUCAACAGAGAGACAUGGAAACCUAAUGCAGGUUUUCAUAUCGAUGAGCAUGUUUUAACCCUUCGUGGACACUCUCUGGCGGAAAUACGACUAUGCAAUGUUUGCAUGUCGUGAUGAGUUCACUUCCCUUAGGCACGAGAUUGCAUAGCAAGAGGAUACACAGGCUGCAUAA